Nelumbo nucifera (sacred lotus) is the source of this 3029-nucleotide messenger RNA. Its product is annotated as putative beta-1,4-xylosyltransferase IRX9H. Gene Ontology annotation, biological process: plant-type secondary cell wall biogenesis; glucuronoxylan biosynthetic process. The record is from RefSeq and is a predicted model, not a curated record. Gene Ontology annotation, cellular component: Golgi membrane. NCBI's taxonomy places the organism in Eukaryota, Viridiplantae, Streptophyta, Magnoliopsida, Proteales, Nelumbonaceae. Gene Ontology annotation, molecular function: galactosylgalactosylxylosylprotein 3-beta-glucuronosyltransferase activity; xylosyltransferase activity.
CAUUUUUUUUUCCUGUUUGGGUCGCUGUGUUUGGGUUUACACGGGUACCAUCUUCCUUGCAGCAUUGCUACCUUCUGAAGAUUUUGCCGUGAUUCACUGAUUCUGAAACCUUUUGUUUUUUACUUUCAGUAAUCUCACUCUGGCCCAUGCAUAUCGGAAAAUUUCGGAUAGCGUCGCAAAGAGAUCCGGAACCCCGAAGAUUCUUUCAGGGCCAAGAGGCGGAUCGUUAAAUGUGGUCUUUCUUUACUCUCAUUUACUUGGAAGUUGGAAAAUAUCGAAAACCCAUAUCGCGUUUAUUGGCGGCUUUGUGAUUUCACUGGCUAUGUUUUAGAUGGUUUUGCUGCUUUAGUUUGAAGUUCCUUUGUUUACCGCAGAGGCGCAGAUUACAGCAGAUCAGGUACUUCAACGCUUUUACAAUCCUUGUUGGGUUGCUUGAUUCAAAAUUGAAGUUGCUCUGCGAUCUGGGUUCCGACUUCCGAGUAGUUGUGUUUGAGUGAUGUUGUGGCGUAGAGAAAGCACGGAACUGAUGAAAAUUCCAGGUGGUGGGUUGGAAUAUAUUUUGUUCGGUUCAAGUGUUUUUCGGAGUAGAAUGGUUUCUGGGUAUUGAGUACGAAGAGAACGUCUUAGUAAGUGCGAUCUAUAUUCUUGCUUUCCUUCUUGAAAUAAGAUAUUGAAUUCGGAAUGCUGGUUCCCUUCUGAUUUGAGUUUAUGAUGCCAACGGGACAACGCUUUAUUCUUUUGGGGUCUUCUCUGUAAUGUAGUGUUUGAGUUGGGUUACUUUGGAUUGCAGACGAUCGGUAACAUAUAGCUGAUUAUAUGCUCGAACAAAAGACUUGCGUGUCUGGACUAGGUUCCAUUGUCGUUGGUCUGAUAGGUAGUUCUUGUGGAACUGUGAAUUGAAAUGCAUCAAGGCAGAUUUGCAAGAUGAGACUGGUAUUUGCUUUUGAAAAUUUUUAGUUCUUCUUGACUGGUCGAAUAGCUUUGUUAAGUAACUGGAGGUCAAGUCUAUAUAAUUUGAAGGAUAUCCAGUUGAUUGGGGAAAUGGCUUCAAUUAGAAGAACUUUGUCUCCGGUGCCACGAGCUGGAGCUAUGCAGAAUGGGGAGGCACAUCUGGUUGCUUCUCCCUUGUCAAAGUCAUCCUCUUGUUCUCUGAACCAUGCACCAUCGGGCGGAUUAUCAUCAUCGUUGCUUGGUUUGGUGGAUUCCCAUUCAUCUUUGUAUAGAAUCCAUUCUGUUGUGCUUGGCUUUUUCUCACACAGAUCUUCUCGGCCCUUGGAAAGGUCAAAAUCUAAGGGGCAAUCCUGGAGACGGGCAUUCCUCCAUUUCUUCAUUUGCUUUAUGGUCGGGAUUUUCAUUGGUUUUACCCCUUUUGUCUCGAUGAGUUUCUCCAUAAAUCUCGUAUCCAAACACCAAGCCUUUUCCUUUGAGCUGAUUCCCCCAGCUAGAAAUGUACAACUAUAUGAUGGCACUUCCAGGAAUGAAGGAUCAUUAAUUGAAAUUCCCCCAGUAAAGGACAAUAGCAGCAUGGGGACAGAGCUGAAGGGGGAGGACAUGUUAAAUGGGAUUUCUGAUAAUAGCUCUGUUACUGACUUAUCCUUUCUAGAAUCAGAUUUUGUGCAUCGAAAGCUUUUGAUAGUUGUGACUCCAACACAGACUUCUCCAUUUCAAGCCUAUUAUUUGAAUCGUCUGGCUCACACAUUAAGAUUGGUCCCUCCGCCUAUGCUGUGGAUAGUCGUGGAGAUGUCAGCCCAAUCUACUGAAACAGCUGAUAUCUUGAGGAGAAUGGGAGUUAUGUACAGACAUCUUGUCUGUGAUAAGAACCUCACUAGUAUAAGAGAUAGAAGAGUGCACCAAAGAAAUGUAGCAUUAUCUCACAUUGAAACACACCGCCUUGAUGGAAUCGUAUACUUUGCAGAUUAUUAUAACAUGUAUUCUGUUGAUCUUUUUGCACAACUGAGGGAGAUCAGACGUUUUGGGACAUGGCCAGUAGCCUUGCUCAUGCAAAGCAAAAACAAAGCAUUGUUAGAGGGUCCUGUUUGUAAUGGUAGCCAAAUUAUUGGAUGGCAUACAAAUGAUCGGAGUAGGAGAUUCCAGAGAUUUUAUGCUGAUAUGUCAGGGUUUGCCUUCAAUAGUACCAUACUCUGGGACCCUAAGAGAUGGCACAGGCCUACUCUGGAACCCAUUAGGCAGCUUGACACAGUCAAGGGAGGAUCCCCUGAGAGCACCUUUAUUGAACAAGUUGUUGAGGAUGAAAGCCAAAUGGAAGGCUUACUUUUGAACUGCUCAAGAAUCAUGGUGUGGCAUCUUCAUCUGGAAGCUUCCCACCCAUUCUAUCCUCAUGGAUGGCUCACAAAGAAAAAUCUAGAUGCUGUUGUACCACUUUCAUAAAAUUCUUACCAUUGCAAGGAGUACAUGUUGAAGGAUGAAGAUUGAUUGAAAAUAGAACUUUUCAAGCUAUUCCUUUACUCGCCUCAAUUUCGAAAUGUUAAAGAUAGCUCAGAUUUGUUUGUGCUGAUUUCAGUCUAUUGCUGGGCGUGGAGAAGAGAUUCCUGGUGGAUUUAAUUUUGCCCCAGUUACAUUCAAUUAAUUUUAGCAUUUUCUUUUUUUUUUUCAAGAGUAAACAUUGUUUUUGUACAGUUAUUCGAGUUUGUUUUCUACCAAUCUGUCUCAGUUGCUCGGAAAGAGACAAAGUUGUAUCCUACUAGUUAGGAAGGGAUGGUCAAGUUGAAAACUGUCAUCCUGGAUGGGAGAUGCAAGAGCUUUAGUGAUAACUUUUCCUUUUUUGCUACUUUGAGAUGACACGAUUUGGAAGAAUCUAGGGGACCGAUCCAAAAGAAAGUGUAAUUUUGCUGCUCAAUUAUGCCUUCUGUAGAAGCCAACAAUUUCUCAUUUUAAAUGUGCUCGGUUGGCUGGAUUUUUGGCUCCUUGCCGUCCAAUUAUGUAUAACUGUCCUGAUUCGAUGAACUAGUAGAGGUGGAAAUUUGUAGCCGAGAAUGUUGCUAAUAUAUGGUUGAUGACAAUUUGGUAAA